This is a messenger RNA of Conger conger (European conger), 2623 nucleotides long. It is a transcript of the gene cmc2, whose product is annotated as C-x(9)-C motif containing 2. The coding region runs from base 422 to 685 and encodes 87 amino acids. Gene Ontology annotation, cellular component: mitochondrion. The transcript is spliced from 5 exons. NCBI's taxonomy places the organism in Eukaryota, Metazoa, Chordata, Actinopteri, Anguilliformes, Congridae. The record is from RefSeq and is a predicted model, not a curated record.
GUCUCCAAUUGUGGCCAGCAACAUUUGCCAACUUCACGGAGCUGAAAAUAUAAAUAUCUGUUGCUUUAGUUAGCAAGUCGGCAUUUACUACAUCGCAUUUUCAUCUUGAAAAUUCAGGUUAAAGUGAACUUCUAUAUUGUCGUCGUCAAAUGAAGGAUCGUGGUUUGGUGCUAGCUAAACAAGGUGCCUAGCUGGUAACUGGCUGCACUGUGUAAACCACGCUAUUACUUUUGCCCUUCAGAGCACAGAACAGUAGUGUGCUUCAGACAGACCGUCUUCCGUAGGCCGGCAUUCGCUAGUUCUUUUGUAGCUCAUUUGUUCUCAGUUUUACUCAGAUGAUCCCGUUAUUUAUCUGAGGAUUGCAUACUCAUUCUAUUACAUUGUCAUUGCCGCUAAGUGAGCUCCCUCAGUGAAAGUCAACAUGGGUGCUGAGGACGGAAUGGGCUGGGGAGGUAGCAACCUUUCUCCACAUUUGCACACGGAUGAAUGCAAUGAGCUGAUCACGCAACUGAAGCAAUGUCACACGGAGCACAAUGUCCUCAGGUUCUUUGGGACUUGUAACGAUAUUGACCGAGCCAUGCGACUGUGCCUGAAGAAAGAGUACAAGGUGAGAAGGCAGCGGAGCUGGGAGCACGCACAGGAGAUGAGGCAGAGGAUAAAAGAGGGCCCCAAGGAUCAGGACUGAGCCGCAUUCAGAUCGACAGGACUUCAAGCACCAGAGGGUGCUCAUGGGCACUCACAGAAGAGCUUACCUUGAUUUUAAACGAUUCCUUUAAUCUGAGGAUCUGAUCAUUAAACUAUGAAAAAAUCAAGUUUUGAAGACUCUGGACUUCAUGCUGCAGUGAGCCAUGUUGAGUUCUGGCAGAUCACAGUGAAUGGACGAGGCAACUUUCCCACUUUCCUGGUGUGUUUAGGAAAUUCAUAAUUUAAAUGAAUGGGGUGGAAAAAAAAGAAGAAAUAAAAUGAAGAUGCCCUCUUCACAUUGUUCUUGAUUUAAUCAGGAAUAUAUGAUAAACAUGAACAUGCAACACCAUGUCUUCCGUUAACCCCAUGAGUCACAGGUUGGAGUGGGUUUAUUUAUUUAUUUUUCCACAGUGACAUUUUCAAUCAAUAUGGUCACGUGAUGUACAAUUUAAAAGAGUUAAAACCCACGGUUCUAUAUGUAUAAACUAUUUUACGAUACCUUUGCAGUGCAUGUGGGGGGGAGGGGACAUGCACAGAUUACAUGAAUCGGGUAAAUUUGGUAUUUCUUUCAUGGCAAGGGUCCAGCGAACCCUUUUUUACAUUUUGCCUUUGCGUACUUGUGUAAAAGUACUUUUUUGUAGGCUCUCCGGAACACGAUCAGCCUAGCUAUAAUGUUCUCUGACCAGUACCGGUAAAGCAGUCACAUCGUAUAGCCAACGUCCCUCUCCGUGCGUAAAAACUAGUGUAACUUCUGCUCAGCAUACAACCGGCUAGGAGUACGGUAUAAAAUGGAGGACCAAGUAACAUUUCAGCAUAUGAAACUAAGCUUCCAACAGUGUGUUGGGCUGGCAUAAAAUAAAAUUUUUUCACCUGCAUAAACAAACCGUAAGUUUUUCAGGAGGCAAGCUGAGACUAUUAUGCACUGGCAAAAACAGUUCUUGAGACUUAAUGCCUAUAAAGGUUGAUGUUUUACAACAAAAAAUUAUUAGUCUAAGUAGAAGACUCUGCCUUUGGAGGCCUUGGAAGAAAUGGUGAGCAUCUAAUUACAUCCCCAAAGUAUUUUAUUAUUAUUCAGUGUACUAAUAAAAAGGUGCAGGCUUCCUUUUGAAUAAUAAAUGGCAUGUGAAAUUGUGGGAUCUUUGAUUUGUUAAUGGGGUUUGGGUAUUUAAUAACUUCAAUCAAUGGACCUCAAGCAAUAUAUUAGUAUACUAGAUGUUAUUAUUGUACUUUUUUUUCCUUCCGGACCUGCCAGAGCGGAGAGCAAGGAGAGGGAGGUUGAGAGGGAUAAGUAGGGGGAGGGUGACCAGCAGGGGUCCUGUCUGCCACCAACCACCCUGUCUGCCACCAACGAUCAUUCCAUGGUCAAAUGUGACUUAGAUCACAUUUUUUCCCCAUUCUGAUGGUUGAUGUGAACAUUAACUGAAGCUCCCGACCCGUAUCUACAUGAUUGUAUGCAUUGGACUGCGGCCACACAAUUGGCUGAUUAGAUAAUCGCAUGAAUAAGUAAAAAUGUUCAAAAUAAAGUGAUCGGUGACUGUAUAUUGUCUUAAACCUCACUACACCUAUAAUAUCAUUUACUUACCAUGUGUCCUUUUGGAGUCCCCAAAUGGCCUAUUUGUUAAGCUGCCUAGACAUUGCUUAGAAAUAUUUUUGGUGAUCUGCCUGACUCUUAAAUUUGUCUGACUCCUGGAAAAGAAACCCCCAAAGUUUACUUUUCAGAAGAGACCAGGAUUAUUCCUUCAGUCAAAAGGGUUCAAGAAUAGUAACCAUUUUAUUUUGGGCAUGUCAUACUCAAACUUCUGUUAAGAAAAGGGGGCGAUACUUAAAGGGUUACUUGACCGUAUUUUGUGGUAAAUUUCUUGGAUUUUGAAUGAAACGUUGAAAGUGGCUGUUACUGUGGUUGUGUGGUUACUGUGUGUGAAAUAAAGAUAAAUCUGCA